Messenger RNA from Apis cerana (Asiatic honeybee), 755 nucleotides. RefSeq lists its product as uncharacterized. NCBI's taxonomy places the organism in Eukaryota, Metazoa, Arthropoda, Insecta, Hymenoptera, Apidae. The record is from RefSeq and is a predicted model, not a curated record.
AUGUCUUCGGUUACCAUCGACCACAGAUCUCUUAAAUGCCACGGCGGCAAAAAGAACAAUGUACUUCACGGAAGCACCGGAUACCACCGCUGCGCAUCGCGUACAUUAUAUGCCAUUCAAAAUUAUCCAAAAGAAAUGAAGCAUCAAUCGUACACACAAUUGACAAAUUAUAACAACAAUUCUCAAGAAACCUAUAGAUUAAAUAAAUUUAAACAAAUAAUACGAAAUUCCUCCAAAACUUCAACUUCCUCUAAUAAUAAUACAUCAACUACAGAAAAGAUGGAACAAGAGAAAGAGGUAAAUAGCAUAUCGAGCGAUAACGCACUGAUCCAUAAGAUUCAUCCAACCGAUCAUCCGCUACGCAACAAUGUACCAGAGCGAGAAAAGUGUACGGAACUCGACGAUAUAUUGGCAAAAUGGAAUGUUUAUAAGCCGAAAAAAUGAUAUAUUCCUUAAUAUAUUUUUAUAUUAAUAAUCGUGUAUGGCAUCAUGAGUUAAAUUUUAUGUCGACAUAAAUUAUUAACUCUAAAUUUGUUCAAAUAAUAUGUAAAUUAUGUAAAAUAUUUUAGAUAUUAGAUAUAAUUUUUCGUAUAGAUCUCAUAAUUAGAAAAAUAUUAAAAAAUUCCCUGCAAGUAUUUCAAGAUGAGAGAUCUAUAGUAAAAUAUAUUUUUAAUUAUAUAAAAUUAUAAAAUUAAUGUAAUUGUGAAUAAUACAAUUAUUACUUAAUAAAUGAUUUGGUUUAUACAGUUCAUUAA